AUGGCUUUGGGCAAUCAACAAAAUUCAGCGUUUAACGAAGGCAAAAGCCCAAAACAAAAACCUCCUUGUGCCUUCUGUAGUAAGCCGCAUCAUGGUAUUUGGGCAUAUCGACAGUUUGAGCAUAGAUUGGUGGAACGAUGGAAUUUUGCCAAGGAGAAACAGCUGUGUUUUAGUCAAUCAUCGCCGUUUGCUGGAAAGAAGAUCAAGGUUAACGCCAUACUAGAUGGCGCAUUGGCUAACCUACUAGGUAUUCAAGAAGCGUUUCAACUUGUUCAAGUUCACGUUUUGAACAAUUCCGUGGAAACAUUUCAGUCCAUGCCUGAGAAGAUUGAAAUUGAAAGUGUCGAUGGUGUCUUUGGCAAAGUCAUCGAGGUAAAAACGUGUCCCCAUCAAGUCACUGGAACUUAUAAAGUUGAAGAUUGGAAUGAAACGAAGAUGCAAUGGCCUCAUCUCUUACAAUGCGAAUUUGCAAGACCUGCGCAAAAUGGCCUAGUGGACUUGCUAAUCGGAGUGGACAAUGCUGAUCUGCAUUAUUCGAAGGUGGAUGUGGAUGGACAACCAAAUAGCCCAAUUUCUCGCUUUGGUCCUCUUGGAUGGACCUGCAUUGAACCAACCGGAAAACUAGAUGGUAAAAGGUCUCAUCUCACCAUGCAUUUCUUUUUAACAAGAGAUACUCACGUCGACAAAGCAAACGUCAUGUGACUUGUGAUGUAAAUAGCACAUUGAGAAAGUUUUGGGAGAUUAAAAGUCAUGGAACCGAAACAAAACGAUCAGCAGUAAUGACCAAGGAAGAGAGGAAUGCAUUAGAGAAAGUGGAGUCGUCAUUAACGCACAAUGAAUUCGCUAUUCUACAGCUGUCCCGUGGAAAGAGGACUGUCUGACUCUUCCAACCAAUCGGGAAAUGGCAAUGAAACGUCUGGAAGGCACCGAAAGUAGUUUGAAUGCUCAAGAUAACUUUGUUAAGAAAGAGUAGGAAGAAACAAUAAAAUCGUGCAUUGAGAAAGGUUUUUUACGAAUGAUGACUCCAGAAAAAAUGUCGUCUCCGUCAUCUUGAUAUCUGCCACAUUUUCCGAUAGUCAAGUUAAACAAAACAACAACUAAAGCGCGCAUAGUGUUCGAUUGCUCGGCAAAGUACGAAGGCGUGUCGCGGAACGAUGCCAUCUAUGCAGGUCCUAAGUUACAAACCGAACUGUUCGAUGUCCUCGUGCGUUUUCGGCGAAAUCCAAUUGGGAUUGUCUGCGACAUAAGAGAGAUGUAUUUACGGAAAAUCGAAAUAGAAGAGAAAAAUCGUCCGUACUUAAUUAGAAUCUUGCGGCGAGAUUACGAGAGCGACCGAGAGCCUGAUGAGUAUGAAUUUACACGAAUCGUAUUUGGGAAAAAUUCGGCGCCUAUGGAAGCGCAAUAUGUCGCCCAAGAAAAUGCUCGUCGUUUCCAAGAUCGUUAUCCACUAGCAGCUUAAACUGUUCUGAAGUCUAUGACAACAUACAUGGACGAUAGUAUCGAUAGCGUCGUGGAUGAAGCCAAGACCGAGACUCUUCAAACGGAACUGCAAGAGCUAUGGAAGAAUGCUGAUAUGGAAGCCAGGAAAUGGGUCCCUUCAAUUCUGUUGUUCUGUGUCAUCGGCUUCGGUAUUACUUAAGGUUACAGGACACCCUUUGUGGCGUUUUGCGUUAAAUCGCUACUGCGCGCUCAAUAUCAGUCCGAUUUUCAUCAAAUUUUCACCAAAUGUUAGCCAGUGCAUGCAAAAUAUGGUAACGUUGUAAAAUUGACAAACACUAAAAUAAUGUAAGAAUUAUUCAGGAAAAUCUUAAAUCGCGGUACCUUUACCCUUUUGAGUUGUAUUCCUGCUGGUUUUAAGAUAUAUUUAUGAAAAUAUCAUUUUUAUACAGUAAAAUAGUUGUUCUAAAAAAUUGUGUUCGGAAAUAUUUGUUUAGUUCGUCAUUCCGCUGAUAUGGCGAAUUCUUUGACGACUGCAAUAUAUUUCUGAAUCGUUUGAGUGAAUUGCUCCUUAUUAUCAAUAUAUCCAAAAUUAGAACAAAGCCGAAUACAAUUUUGAAACUGACGUCUUUAGCUAUGUCGUGUGAAAAUUUGAGAAAAAUUCGUUAAAACCUGCAGGAGAACAACUCGUUUGAAAAUCAGUAAUUGCCGUAAAAUUUUUCGGGAGAGAAUUUGAAUAUUACAUUUUCAAUGUUUUCCUUAUUGCAGCGAAAUGUAUUUUAUUAAAUAACUCUGCGAGUUUUCAACAUUUUUCGUUCAAACUUGGUCAGAUAGUAGGACUAUUCUAAUGCUUUCAUGGAAACCAAUAAAACAAUUUUAGGCAAAAUUAACACUCAAAGGUGUUCUGUAACCUUAAGCCUCGACAAUCUCUUUGUCUAAAAGUUUCAAGGCUUCGAGUUUCUCGCUCAGCGUGUCUUUCAGCUGUUUGAGCACAUUCUUGUCCGUCUGAGGCGUUUCACUCGCAUUCGCUAAACUUUCUUUUAUCUUCGUUCCUAUCUUUCUUUCGUAAUCUAUCCGGCUCGCUUGGACCAAGUGUUGCACUUUUCUGUCUUACACCACAAGACACUUGCGCAUCGUGGGGACUGUAUACUUUAAAAACAAUACCAUCGAAAAUAUAUAGAACACACACGCGUACUUUAAAAAGUUGUUUUUUUGUAAUUUAAUUAAUUCGCCCAAUUUAAUUACACAAAUUUUGAUUAUUAUAUUUACAUGUUUAUUAUCUAGGGCUAGGGGCCUACUAGAAACCAUCAAAAGACUUUGAUUAAGACCCCUAGUUACAUUUUAAAUUACAAAAUAAGGAUCCUAUUUACAAACAAAACUAGGUCUAGGUGACAGUGCUUCAAGUGAGGUGCAAUAUGAUAAAGUAUUUACAUACAUGUAUUGUGCUACAGUAAAUAAAAUGUUAUGAUCACAAAAGUAUAUUAUUAUUAAUUCAUAUAAAAUUUGAUAUUGCAGAUGUUGUUUUUAAUUGGCAGUAGUUUUUCAGUUAUUCAGUAUGUAGUAUUUUUUCGAUUUUUUCUUGAAUAUAUAGUAAGAUGCUAUAUUUUUAAAGUUUGGGUCAAGAUUAUUCCAGAUAUCAACUCCCUUGUUAGAGAGUGAAUAUUUAACAUAGUUUGUUCUUUGAUAAGGCUUAUAAAGUUUCAUAGAAUUUCUUGUAUUAUGUCUAUGAACUUCACUAUUUGAAAUAUAGUAGUUCACAAAAAAUUCAGGUAAGUUUUUUAAGUGAUGAUACCUGAACAUGAACAAACUGGUAAGAUAAUCGUUUAGUUUGCUUAAGUUCAAUAUAUUUAGGUGCUGAAAUAUGUUUUCAGUAUGAUCUAAGUGAGAGCUAAAAGUCAUUAAACGUACAAUCUUCUUUUGAACAUUUAUAAGUUUUUGAAUUCGUUUUUUAUAUGUAUUUCCCCAGAGUAAGUUGUCAUAAAUAAGAUAUGGAUAGACCAAAGCAUAGUAGAUUAGUUUUAAUGUAUUUAGGUUUGUAGGCCUAUAGUGGCGCAGUUUUGCUAUUAUUCCAGAUGACUUCAUAACUUUUUUCGUUACCGCUUCUGUGUGAUCGUUCCAGGUUAAAUAUUCAUCAAUAACGACACCUAAGAAUGUAGUGCUUCUAACUUGUGAAACCGAUUGAUUAUUUACAGAGAGGUGCAAUUCCUGUUUCUUUUUAUUUGGAGAUUUAAACACAAUUAACUUUAUUUUUGUUGUAUUGAUAGACAAUUUGUUUAAAUUUAGCCAUUCAGCAAUUUUAUUCAUUUCUAUUUGAAGUGUUUCUUGAAGUAUUUUAAUGUUGGAAUGACUAUAAAGUACACUUGUAUCAUCGGCAAAUAGAAGAAUUGAAACAGUUUUAAUACAGUUAACGUUUUGGAUAUCAUUUAUGUAUAAAAUAAAGAGUAGUGGUCCAAGUAUCGAACCCUGUGGCACACCUGUGAGUAUCGAUUUUUCUGUAGAUUGCACUGUGUUAUAUUUAACUAUUUGUUUCCUAUUUCUUAAAUAACUUUCAAACCAACAUUUUGCAAUGCCUCGGAUCCCAUAAUAUUCUAGUUUCCCAAUCAGAAUCCUGUGAUUGAUAGUGUCAAAAGCUUUUGACAAAUCAAGAAAAACACUAGCUGUGUAUUUUCCUUCAUCGAUAGCCCUUGUUACUUUAUUUAUAAGUUCAAUGAUAGCAUGUUCUGUUGACCUAUUUUUUCUGAAUCCAUAUUGAUGCUUGGAUAAAAUAUCAUUUUCUUCAACAAAAUCAAUCAGUCUUUUGUACAUUAAUUUCUCUAAUACCUUAGAAAAACAUGUGAGAACUGAUAUUAGUCUGUAAUUUUCAAAUUUGUUAUUUUCAUUAGCUUUGAAAAUAGGGGAUACCAAAGCUAUUUUCAUUUGGUCAGGUACAAUCCCCAUAAUAAAUGUCUGGUUGUAAAUAUGAGUUAAUGGUUUGGACAUAUACUUGUAAAUAUUUUUUCAGUAAUAUUUUGGCACUGCAGCCAUCGAAUCCUGGACUUUUGUUUGGAUUUAGAUUUUUUAUCUCGUUUUCAACUUCAUGCUCUUCUAUAGGUCUUAAAAAUAUGGAAUUUAGAUUUUUGUUUGUAAGAUAUUGUUCAUAUGUGGAGUUUGAUCUGGUUUUUAUUUGUUUUGCAAGCUUGGGUCCUAGAUUCACAAAAUAAUCAUUGACUUUAUUAGCAAUUUCAAUAGGGUUAGAAGUGGUACUUGACGAAUUGCUCAAUACAAAUUCCUUUGGUAAUUCCUUCUUUCGAGUAGGUUUAUUAAGUAAUUCAUUAACUGUUUUCCAAAUCAUUUUUGUAUUUUGUUUAUGUUUAAUAAAUUGUUCCACGUAAUACGUCUUUUUCGAUAUUUUUAUAACAUGAUUUAGAACUAUUCUUUCUUACAAACGAUAAAAUACAUAACAUAAACAUACAAACCCAGAUGAUUACACAACCUCCUGGCGGAGGUAAUAAUCCUUCUGGUUCACCCUCGUCCGUUCAGGUUUCAAUCUUAACUCGAAGUAUAUAUGCUAUUCAUGACAUAUGAUAUACUUUACGUCAAUCGACUAAAAUCAACCAUUGUUUGUUGCCCUACGGCGUUAUCAAUAGUAUAAUGUUACAAAUAGCCACACGUUGUAUAAUGUGAUAUAACAAAGCCAGGAAAACUUUGCUGGUGGACGGUUCGCUAUAAACGUAAGUUAAAACUACAAUUGUCUCCAACAUUUUUAUGUAUAUUAUUAAUACGUAAUAGGAUGGUUUACGUAAUGGGAUACGUAAAUGGAAGGAUCAGCACUCGAGAGUUUUUCAAAGACCUCAAAUAGCACUUGUCCUCGGACUAGUCGUGCCAGGGUUUAUUUUAAGAAAAAUUUAGAACUGCAUAUAUAGGGAUGCUACGAAGGCAACGGAUGUUUGACUGGGGGGGGUCGAAGGAUUUUUUACCUGCGUGACAGAAUAAUGGUGUGGUUGGGUGGGAGAGAGGCCAGACAAACUCGAUUUUGGGUGCGAGAGCUAGGGGUGUUUCUCACUGAACAAUUUGAAUUUAGAGGCUCUUAAGUUCUGGCAAAGAUUUGUUUGAUCCAACCACUCACAAAAACUGUUUCAAAACAUGUAACUGGGAUAUUCAAUAAAUUACAACCUUAAAUUUGCAUUUGAGGCAGCAAAGAAUAUAAUGUUCUCCCGCUCUAAUCUCUUUUGGGGAGCUUCGCUCACCCCAAUGUUAUCCAUUUGUUUCCAUUACCUCAGCACGUAAGUGACUUGUGAGGAAAAUAGGAGGGUCUGGAAGUCCUCCCCCAGAAAACGUUUAUAUUUCUAAUGCUCAUAAUGACAUCAUUUCUGGAAUUUUCUGGAGCAUCCACAAGGGUAACUAGUAAAUGAGAAGACUGUUUUAAUUAAGGCUAUUUUUGUUAGUUUGGUGACUGCAUAUUUGUGUUUUAAGAACUGCACAAAUGGGUUUAGAACUGCACAUGCAUUUUGUGUAGAACUGCACAUUAACCCUGACUCGUGCUAUUUUGAUGCCCUUUGAAAAACUCACUCGUGCAUGUUUUAUCCAAAUUUUAUUUAUUUAUUUGUUUUUAUUUAUUUACUAAUUCGCCCAAAUCACAUCAUAUAAAUAAAAAAUAGAAGUAUUUACAAUAGUAGGGCUAGGAACGUUCUCGAAACCAUAAGGCUUUUUAAUAAAGGUUCCUAUAGUUACAAUUUUAAAUUAAAUUUUAUAAUAGAUUACCAGUUCAAAUAUUUUUAGAUAAAAUAAAGUAAUAUAUGUACAGUAGGCUAUAUAAUAUUAUAUAGAAAUAAGGAAAGUGUAAGAUAGAUAUUAGGUUAUAUUACAACAAUUUAAUUCUUCUUCAAGUGCCAAGAAUUCUUUUUGUUCGGUUAAGAAUGAAGAAAAUACUUUUUCAUUGUCGUUUUGAAUAUUGGAAAAGAUCUAAUUGCUUUAUAUCAGUGCAAAAGAAGAUUAUUCCACAUAUUGAUUCCUUUGUUAGCGAGUGUGUUUAUUAUAAUUUGUUCUAUUAUAUUGAAGCAAAGAUGCAUUUCUUUUGUUAUAAUUAUGGAUAUCUUUGUUAGUCAUAAAAUAAUUGGUAAAAAUUUCUGGAAGAUUAUGCAGAUGAAAAUAUCGGAAGUAAAUAAACUUGUUAAGUAUUCAUUUAAUUUGUAUACAAGUUUAGUAUUUUUCAAUCAUUAAAAAUUGGCUCAGUAUGGUCAGAAUAUGAUUUGAAAGUCAUUAAUCUUACUAUCUUUUUUGAAUAUUUACCGUAAUUUUUGAAUGUGCAUGAGAUUUGUAGGCAUUACCUCAAACACUGGAAAAAAAUUGAAAAUCCGCCAUAGAAGGUCAUAGAAUGGAAAUUGUAUGGACCUUUAUUGGAAAUAGAAUGGAUUUUGGUUAUCCAUAAUAAUUGUAUAGUUUCCAUAGUAUGGAUAUAGUAUGGAAAUAGGAUGGAUAUACUAUGGAUUUAGUGGUGCAAUUGCAAAUUUCGUAGUAUGGAUUUCACUUUUUUUUUCAGUGAAAUCAGGUUGCCAUAAGUAAGAUAUGGAUAGACUAAUGCAAAAUAGAUCAGUUUUAGGGAAUUUAGGUUUGUAAAAUGUCAAGUCCUGGAAAUAAUAGCUGCACAUUUGAUAAUUUUCUUGGAGAUCAGAAAAUUAAAUUGCACUCGAAACCAUCCUAUUACCAAUACUAAUAUAUGUAUUUUUAUAAAAGUGUAGCAGUAAUAUGUAUAACACGCAAUUUGAUUGGUCAACAGCCGUGCAGGAUCAGACAAUCCUGCACGGGAAAUUCUGAACAGAAAUUCGUGCACAUAAUUUUACAAAUAUGCUCGCAUUGUAAAGUUUCAUUGUCAGUACGAUACCUUUCGAGUUAGUAAGUUUGCAAUUAUUGAGACGUUGGUUUAGUUGCAUGAAUAAAUUUCUGAUCGAUACAUUGCUGUUCAGCGUUUAUUUCAAAUUUCGUAUAUUUUAUCGAAAAUGUCUCUGUAUUUUCGCUGUAUAUUUUCGCGAAUUUGCGAUAAAAUUCUGUUCACAUUUGUUGUUGUUUUCAAUAGCGUGGAGUAGCGAUUCUCCGAUAGAUUAAUUCACGAUUGUUGUGAGGCUGCACAUUUCAUCAGUAAUUUUAAUCAAGUUAACCGUCGUUUCACUGUAGUAAUUUUAUAAAACAAUUACCAAAUGGUUUUCCCGUGCAGGAUAGGAUGAUCCAUGCACUUGGGAUGUUGCUCGACUUUCAGAAAGCGUAAAAAUACACUCGCCUGCGGCUCGUGUAUUUUCACGCUUUCCGCAAGUCUCGCAACAUCCCGCGUGCAUGGAUCACGCUAUCCUGCACGGAAAACCAUUCGGUAUUCCUUUAGUAACACAUGCAUGGAUAUUGAAAUAAUAUAGUAAUAUAUACUAUAUCUACAGUAACAUGUGCAGUAACAUGUAUAGUAACAUGUGGUAGCUAAUUUGUUAAUUCUGUGAUAGAAAACGAUUAAUGACUGAUACUAUAUAGUAAAGUUUAAUAUCAGGAAUAAGGUCUUGUAAUGACCAUUUUGUUCAACGCCAUAUGAGAGUGGAAGUCGUCAUCUGCAUGAUUUUUGAGGAAACACGCCCAGUACGUGCUGUGGUCUAUUAAAAUUCACUUCGUUCUGAAGUGAAGACUUCACAUACGGCGGCAGCGAAUGAUUCCCUAGUUGGGAAUUUAUUCAAAUCAGCUUGGCAGUAAGUUAUGAGGUAGCUUUUCCGUGGCUUAACACAAUUUAUUUUGAAUCUCUAAUUUCAACCAUGAUCAACCAUAAUGUUAUUUAUCACGGAAAAAUAUUCCCUCCUCCAAUGAAUUUGUUGUUCUAAUUUCAAUAUUAAGUUUUAGAUAAUGUCAACGUCAACAUUAAUAGAAAAGCUAACGCUCGGAUGUGAACGGUGGUAAAAACGAGUUUAUUAAUAUAUAUUAUGUGAUAUGAGAGGUCAAACGCUUACAAAACCUAUACCAAAGUUUAUAAAAAUUAUAUAAACUCAAACAUAAACGUUUUUAUCUGUUUAGAAGAGUUCGCCUUGAAGAAAGCAGCGCCCGAAUAAGAUGUAAGUUUAAGUAUUCAGUUGUCAUGAUUAUCUGUUUAUAAUACUUUGAAAACAUUGAAACCUUCAUGCAUAUUCAUGACAUGUCGUAUAGCCUUCGCCUUGAAGUUUCUGUGAUGAUUUACAUUUAAGAGCAGAUGUCCACUAAAAUGGAGCAAAAUGGAGAAUUCGCGGACACAUUCAAAAUUUCGAUUUUGCUCAUUUUUGGUUUGCUGGAAGGUAUUAGCAAGUAAACAAACGUGAUAUGGUUUGUUUUUCAAAAACCGUUAAAAUUCUGAGAAAUCCGAGAAAAACCGUUCGGCUGUCGGCGACCUCAAAAAGAUGCAAAUUUUCAGUUGAAUCAAACAGGUUCAAAAACAAGUAACGCACGCAAAGUAGGAAGAGGAUGUGAAAACCAUACGUUUGUAAGUCGAUAGAAGAGAUGUUUGAGACUUGAUUUGGCAUAAAAUAAUAAUUUUAGCUAUUAAUUAAAACCUGACAGCUGAUAUUUAGAAUCGUAUGGUAUUCACAAAUAGCGAAAAUUACGAUGUACCGUUGCCACGCAAAAAACAUUUUUUAACUAAGUGCCCCAGAUUUUUUCCUCACGAAACUUACGUCAUUAACUAAUUAUAUGUUCUUCUAGAACAUAUAAAAAAAUUAGUUUGGGUUAUUGUAUUUAGAGUUCGUACGGCGGCCGUGAAUAUUCGGUAUUUUCGACAUAUAGCGUGACUGAAAUCGACAAGUGUUUGUUCCUUCCGGUCGCUAUUUUCUCAUUCGUUUAUAUUUUCAUUCGGAAUUUAAACCCGAAAAUGCCGUUAAAAAUAAAAAGGCACCCUUUAUUAGCAACUCACAGCGUUUUAGCAGUUACAGCAUUUUUAGGAAGUGUCUCUAAAGAAGCUAACAUCAGGUGAAGCAAGUAGAACUGACACGAUUGGCGAUCGCGCGCCACCGUACUGUACGAUUAAAUUUACUCUCCUGAUAGAACAAUCACAAUAUUUUUGGUUCUGUUUAUAUCUCGCAAAAUUGGUGCAGUUUUUAAAAUUAGGAAUAUUUGCGUGCGAAUCCAUUAACACUAUUUUUAUUGCUGCCAAUCAAAGUAAAUAAAGUACAUUUGUUUGGCAGUGUUUUGCCCGAUUUCCCUGUCGUGACUGUUGUCUCUAUCAUCUCGUUUCUAGUAACAAUGGAAAUAGUGGUAAAGAAAUAUUUGAUAGAAUCACAGGAAUUAUGCAUUUCUCGUUUUCUGCCUGUUUCCACCCUGCUCCAAAAGUAGAUCGAUGUGCAGGAUAUAUUACGUAUUAAUAAGUUCUUUGUAUGUUUGCAUGGCGAAAAAUAUAAUAGUUUUGUUUGUGGAAACACCACAUAAAUUUAUUACCAGUGUGACCAUAUUCAGUAUAUUUUUUACUUUUGGUAAAAUUUCGACAAUUUUGAUAGAAAUUUGGUAAAAAAGAGAUUUUUUAGUAAAAUUUUGGUAAAAUUUCUUAAAAUUCUAGAUUUGGUAACUUUUUUGGUAAAAUUCUGUUAAAACGUUUGAUGAUGACCAGAAAACCCUGCAAAGUACAUGCCUUCCUGAUGCUGUGGCAAUGGCUCGGAGCUUGUGUUCUGUUUGCUCAUUGCAUGCUUCAGGUACGUCAUUUAAUUUGUCGCCUCUUUUGAACGAAUAACAUGAAGUAGCGCGCGCAGCUAAAAAUUGGGCAUUUGAAGAAUUUCAUUUCGAAAUUGCAAACUUACAUUUAAAAAUAUGGAUUUAAUGGAUAGUAUCGAAUACUGUCCAUUAACCCCCCCCCCCAGGAGUGGGAUGGGUAAAAUCCAAAUCUGGUAAAAUUUUGGCCUAUUUAGUAGAAUGUUAGCAAAGGUUUAGUAAAAUCCGCUGACAAACAUCUGGCCACACUGUUUAUUACUGCAAAGCUUUCGAUCCGUAAGCCCGGAUCUUCAUCAGUGCUAAUAAUAUGUGCAAUAUAUAAAUUUACGUGGUGUUUCCACAAACAAAACUAUUAUAUUACGAAUUGCUCAAUGUUUUCCGAUUUAUUCCCUGUAAUAUCAAUGAUUACAACUUAACAACUGAACGCACUCUGAUGAUUUGUUUUUAACUCUAGUAUCAUGGCCACAAUGACCACCAACUAUUGCGAAAAAGGAGCACUUUAUAUCCAUGACGGCCAGACCACAGAAUAAGGCACACAGAAGGGCACCCUGGCCGCCAUCUUCCUAGCCAGUCGAUUCCAUUUUCUGGCCAAUAAACGCGCUGUAUUGGCUGAAGGGCGAAGGCCCCGCCAUCUGGCCAGUCAACUGCAUAUUUUUGCAUAGAAAAAUGGCGACACGUUCCACCGCUGAGUGGCCCUUCUGGUACUGAUCUUUAUUCUGUGGCCAGACCUUGGCAAAAUCUAUUUUUAGACAUGCAGUAUCAAACUUUCCAGAUACGAAAUUUACACGUUAAUUACAUCGCCCGAUCGCUGUCUCAAGACAAACCGGCGCUCUUACCUGAUAGUUUACUUUUCACCACAAAAGUGUUUAGGAUUUCAAGCUGCAAUAUAGCACUUUUCACCACAAAAGUGUUUAGAAUUUCAAGCCGCAAUAUAGCAAAAACAAACCCAACAAACUGAAAUAUGUAAUGAGAAAAAGGCCAUAAAACUGAGCAGAAAGUUUCAGUUUUAACCACCUCUGAAUUUUAUUACAAUUUCUCUGUCUCUGUCCUCUGAGCAUGUUCAGCCAAACCACAUGCAAACUAACAAUUAAAAAAAAACUGAAAAUAAUUUUGAAGUUAUCCUUCUUUUAUAGCUUAGUGAAGAUGUGCUAAGUUUUGUCUUUAGUUAAA
Messenger RNA from Paramuricea clavata, 11280 nucleotides. The record is from the annotation of a GenBank genome assembly. Lineage: Eukaryota; Metazoa; Cnidaria; Anthozoa; Malacalcyonacea; Plexauridae.